Molecule: messenger RNA, 2232 nt
Organism: Chaetomium globosum CBS 148.51
Lineage: Eukaryota; Fungi; Ascomycota; Sordariomycetes; Sordariales; Chaetomiaceae
Product: neutral trehalase
Exons: 5
Coding region: 1-2232 (743 amino acids)
Biological process (GO): trehalose catabolic process
Cellular component (GO): cytoplasm
Molecular function (GO): calcium ion binding; alpha,alpha-trehalase activity
Source: RefSeq, a predicted model, not a curated record
AUGGCGGGUCCGGCACCUCCUCCCCCCAGUCUACACACGAGGAAAUUGUCUGAUGACGUACCGAAUGUUUACGACGAUGCGAAAACCUACUAUACCGCCGAAGACCGCCAUAGGAACAACCGUGCUGGUCCUCGGACGCGCACUUACUCACAGAAUGGCUUGCUGAAGCAGAUGGAGCGGUUCUUUACGCCUGACCCGUACAGACGAGGGAGUCACGAUGAAUCUACCAUGCCCCAUACCCGCAAAUUCUUGAUCCAGGUCGAGCCGACACUCCAGAGUCUACAAGCGCAGGAGGACACAGAUCAGAACAUGCAAAUCACCAUUGAAGACAACGGACCCAAGGUUCUCAGCCUCCGCACAGCUGCCUCCAAUGGAUACAACCGCUUCGACAUCCGAGGCACCUAUAUGCUCUCCAACUUGUUGCAGGAGCUCUCCCUCGCUAAAGAAUAUGGCCGAAAGCAGAUCAUCCUCGACGAGGCGCGGCUCAAUGAGAACCCCGUCAACCGGUUGUCACGCUUGAUCCGUGAUCACUUUUGGGAGGGAUUGACACGGCGCAUCGACGCUUCGAGCAUCGAGGUUGCAGCGCGGGAUCCCAAGGACUGGACCGACGAUCCUCGACCACGCAUCUACAUCCCGAGGGGCGCUCCGGAACAAUACGAAUACUACACCAAAUUAGCGCAGGAGAAGCCCGAUAUCCGGUUGGAUGUGCAGCUUCUCCCGGAGAAGAUCACACCCGAGAUUGUCCGGGAUAUGAACUCCAAGCCCGGUCUGCUGGCAGUGGACAUGGAGGAGGAGACAGACCCAGAGACGGGGGAGAAGACGCUGAAGGGUCGGCCGUUUGUCGUCCCCGGAGGGCGGUUCAAUGAAUUGUACGGCUGGGAUAGCUACAUGGAAUCUCUGGGGUUGCUAGUCAACGACAGGGUUGACCUCGCCAAGUCCAUGGUGCUCAACUUCUGCUUCUGCAUCAAGCACUACGGCAAAAUCCUCAACGCCACGCGGUCGUACUACCUCUGCCGAUCACAGCCCCCCUUCUUGACGGACAUGGCCCUUCGGGUCUACGACAAGAUCAAGCACGAGCCUGGCGCGGCCGACUUCUUGCGGACCGCUAUCCUGGCGGCGAUCAAAGAGUACCACAGCGUUUGGGUGGCGGAACCUCGGUUGGACCCGGUCACCGGCCUCUCUCGGUACAGGCCCGAAGGUCUCGGCGUCCCGCCUGAGACGGAGGCUGACCACUUUUUCCACCUUCUGGAGCCGUACGUCGCGAAGCACGGUGUCACGUUCAACGAGUUCGUCGAGGCGUACAACACAGGCAAAAUCAAGGAGCCCAAGUUAGACGACUACUUCAUGCACGACCGCGCCGUGCGUGAGUCGGGUCAUGACACCUCGUACCGCCUCGAGGGCGUGUGUGCCGAUCUGGCCACUAUCGAUCUCAACUCCCUGCUUUUCAAGUACGAGUCGGACAUCGGGCGCACCAUCCGCAACGUGUUUGGCGACAAGUUGGUUAUCCCAGCGGAGUACUGCGUCGGUGACAUGCAGCCCGGCCACGUCGAGACGUCGGCCAUGUGGGACCGCCGCGCGAAGCGCCGCAAGCUGGCCAUUGACAAGUACCUCUGGAGCGAGGAAGCAGGCAUGUACUUCGACUACGACACAGCCAAGCGCCAGCGGUGCGACUACGAGAGCGCCACCACCUUCUGGGCCCUCUGGGCGGGCGUCAGCAGCCCCAAGCAGGCUGCCGCCAUGGUGACCAAGGCGUUGCCGCGGUUCGAGGCCUAUGGAGGCUUGCUGUCUGGCACUAAGGAAAGCCGCGGAGAGAUUGGGCUCGAUAGACCAAACCGACAGUGGGAUUAUCCCUACGGCUGGGCACCGCAACAAAUGCUCGCCUGGACCGGGUUGUACCGCUACAGCUUCACCGACGAGGCGGAGCGACUCGCGUACAAGUGGCUCUUCAUGAUCACCAAGGCCUUUGUCGACUUCAACGGCGUUGUGGUUGAGAAGUACGAUGUCACACGGCCCAUCGAUCCCCACCGCGUCGAUGCCGAGUAUGGAAACCAGGGGCUGGACUUCAAGGGCGUGGCGAAGGAGGGUUUCGGUUGGGUCAACGCCAGCUACAUCUACGGCCUGCAGAUCGUCAACGGUCAUAUGCGCCGGGCCCUGGGCACCCUGACCCCUUACGAGACGUUUGUCAAAGCGAUCGAAGAGAACCGGGCCAAAGCUCUGGCUGAAUUGGUUUGA